Molecule: messenger RNA, 289 nt
Organism: Synchiropus splendidus (mandarinfish)
Lineage: Eukaryota; Metazoa; Chordata; Actinopteri; Syngnathiformes; Callionymidae
Gene: gnrh3
Product: gonadotropin-releasing hormone 3
Exons: 4
Coding region: 20-289 (89 amino acids)
Biological process (GO): multicellular organism development
Cellular component (GO): extracellular region
Molecular function (GO): hormone activity
Source: RefSeq, a predicted model, not a curated record
UCCACAAUGGAGCUCUCUGAUGGAGGCCAACAGCAGAGUGAUGAUGCAGGUGUUGUUGUUGGCGUUGGUGGUGCAGGUCACCGUGUCCCAGCACUGGUCCUAUGGAUGGCUACCAGGUGGAAAGAGAAGUGUGGGAGAGCUGGAGGCAACCAUCAGGAUGAUGGGUACAGGAGGUGUGGUGUCUCUUCCCGAGGAGGCGAGUGCCCAAACCCAGGAGAGACUGAGACCAUACCAUGUCAUGAGCGGCGAGUCCAGUUAUUUCGACCGAAAGAAAAGGUCGGCUCCGUGA